GAAAGCAGCGACGACAGCUUGCUCUCUGGUUUCAGCGAGGGGCACGACUUCAGCCCUCGUCCACCGAAACCUUGCUGCACCCAGACUACACCGGCUAUGAUGAUUGUGACAUGCGUUGCAAGCAUGACAUGCCCAUGUACAAGUAUGUGUGCUUCGAAGGUGCAAACACCGGGAGGAGAUUUCUUGGAUGUGGAAUGAAGGAGGAAGAGAUGUGUGACAAAAUCCAUUGGGUUGAUGGUGAAUGGCCAUCUACAAUGAAGAUGUGUUUGCUGAAGAUUUGGAAUAUGUAUGAGGAUGAGAGAGACACAAGGAUCCAUGGAAAUGUGGAUUAUGCAACAAAGAAUUAUGAGCUUGUGUUACAAAAAAGGGAAUUGGAGAAGAAGAACCUGGAGCUCCAUAAACAGUUAGGUAACACAUUGGAGCAUGUUGCAGAGCUUACAACCCAUGACCUAGAGCUUGAGAAGGCACAAAGGGUGAAGGCAGAGCAAGAAGUGGCCACUUUGAAGGAAGACAAGAGGAAGCUGGAGUACUGUGUGUCUGAUCUUUUCAAUGCAGGCCAUGUGAUGAAGGACAAGCUGAAGAAGAUAGCUGAAAUAGUGAAGGAAUGAUGGUUGCCUGAAACUAUGUAGC
Molecule: messenger RNA, 630 nt
Organism: Lolium rigidum
Lineage: Eukaryota; Viridiplantae; Streptophyta; Magnoliopsida; Poales; Poaceae
Exons: 3
Coding region: 111-608 (165 amino acids)
Source: RefSeq, a predicted model, not a curated record